Messenger RNA from Peromyscus californicus insignis, 1662 nucleotides. It is a transcript of the gene B4galt7, whose product is annotated as beta-1,4-galactosyltransferase 7. Bases 109 to 1092 code for a protein of 327 amino acids. Gene Ontology annotation, biological process: proteoglycan biosynthetic process; carbohydrate metabolic process. The transcript has 6 exons. Lineage: Eukaryota; Metazoa; Chordata; Mammalia; Rodentia; Cricetidae. The record is from RefSeq and is a predicted model, not a curated record. Gene Ontology annotation, molecular function: xylosylprotein 4-beta-galactosyltransferase activity.
CGGACCGGGGGGCGGGGCGGAGGCGGAGGCGGAGACGCCGCGUAGGCCGGGCAGGCCUGGCGGCCGGGCUGGGAGCUAGAGCUCCAUGUCCAGCUGUGUCUCCCCACGAUGUUGCCGUCCCGGAGGAAAGCGGCGCAGCUGCCCUGGGAGGAAGGCAGGGCCAGGUUGCUUCCUGGAGGCCUCCGCCGGAAGUGCUCCGUCUUCCACCUCUUCAUCGCCUUCCUCCUGCUGGUCGUCUUCUCCCUGCUCUGGCUGCAGCUCAGCUGCUCUGGAGACAUGGCCCAGGUGACCAGGGCACAAGGGCAGGAGACUGCGGGCCCACCUCGGGCUUGCCCUCCAGAGCCGCCCCCUGAGCACUGGGAAGAAGAUGCAUCAUGGGGACCUCACCGCUUGGCAGUGCUGGUGCCCUUCCGGGAACGCUUUGAGGAGCUCCUGGUCUUUGUGCCCCACAUGCACCGCUUCCUAAGCAGGAAAAAGAUCCCACACCACAUCUAUGUGCUCAACCAGGUGGAUCAUUUCAGGUUCAAUCGGGCAGCACUCAUCAAUGUGGGCUUCCUGGAGAGCAGCAACAGCACAGACUACAUUGCCAUGCAUGACGUGGACCUGCUCCCUCUAAAUGAGGAGCUGGACUAUGGCUUCCCAGAGGCUGGGCCCUUCCAUGUGGCCUCCCCAGAGCUCCACCCUCUCUACCACUACAAGACCUAUGUAGGCGGCAUUCUGCUGCUCUCCAAGCAGCACUACCAGCUGUGCAACGGGAUGUCCAACCGCUUCUGGGGCUGGGGCCGCGAGGACGAUGAGUUCUACCGGCGCAUCAAGGGAGCUGGCCUCCAGCUUUUCCGCCCCUCAGGAAUCACAACUGGGUACCAGACAUUUCGCCACUUGCAUGACCCAGCCUGGCGGAAGAGGGACCAGAAACGCAUUGCAGCUCAAAAACAGGAACAAUUCAAGGUGGACCGGGAGGGAGGCCUGAGCACUGUGAAGUACCAGGUGGACUCCCGCACAGUGCUGUCUGUAGGAGGGGCCCCCUGCACUGUUCUCAAUAUCGUGCUGGACUGUGACACGGCAGCUACCCCGUGGUGCAUAUUUGGCUGAGUUGGCUGAACAGUAUGGAAGCCUGUUAUUCCAGACCUCAGUGCUGCUCAAGCUCAGGAAACCUCAGGCCUGAGGCCCAGCUCAGGACGCAGAGUGGCCUGAAGGAAGAGCCAGCCAGCUCUGUAUCUGCGGCAACCUGGCCCCAGCCAGGCUCAAGACCGGACACAGGCAGUUCCUGGGAUGCUGCUGGAAAAUUGCCAGAGAGAGUCUGGAGGUGGGCUCUUGACUGGGAUUCUCCACCCUGCCUUCCCGCUUACCCUGCUCUGCCUGCCCGCCCACACUGAGGCCCGAGGCAAAGGAAAGAUGGGCUUGGACAGCCUCCGCGCCUUCUGCUCCUUUGGAAGAAGAGCCUCAUGCAAAGAUGUAGUCAGAAGCUGCCAUGGCCAGUGUGUAUGGCAGUCGCUAUUAGGAGGCUUAGAACUUCAGAAGGCUGAACAUGAGCCCCAAGGGAGCGAAGGACCGGCUAAUACUAGCUGUAGCUGGUUGUUACCAUGAAGUACUGGUGUCGGGGUGGGGUGCUUGGGUCACCAGGUCUCACUUUUCAAAAGAAACUAGAAUGCUGGAUCCUCA